Botrytis byssoidea is the source of this 3456-nucleotide messenger RNA. RefSeq lists its product as uncharacterized. Lineage: Eukaryota; Fungi; Ascomycota; Leotiomycetes; Helotiales; Sclerotiniaceae. Gene Ontology annotation, biological process: cholesterol biosynthetic process. The transcript has a single exon. Gene Ontology annotation, molecular function: FAD binding; phosphomevalonate kinase activity. The record is from RefSeq and is a predicted model, not a curated record. Gene Ontology annotation, cellular component: cytoplasm. Bases 1 to 3456 code for a protein of 1151 amino acids.
AUGGCUAGCUUCAAUGAAUUGAAAAAGGCUCUGGUGAGGGAUGUCACGACGGAGAUGUCGUCUCCGAAUCAACCAUUAUCUGACUCUCAGUAUAACAAAGGUUUCGACGUAUUGAUGAAUGGAACAGAACGGACCUCAUACGAGGAAUUCAUCAUCCCCGAAUUAUCUCAACAGCUAACCUCACUUCUCGCUUCACGUCCCACUUUUUCCGUGAUUGAGAUUGGGCCCGGUUCAAAGAGCGUACUUGGUUAUGUGCCCCUCCAUCUUAGACGAAAGAUUAGAAGAUACGCUGCAUUUGAGCCCAACAAAAUAUCAGCUACAAGCUUGGAGGACUGGAUUUCUUCUUGCUCGCCAUUUCCUUGCUUGGAAACUGCACCCAAUAUCCGUAGAGCACCCUUUAUUUUCGACGAUGAGGAGAAGAACAAUAUCAUCGAAACAGAUCCGAAUAAUGACGGGCAAACUUUCGAUCUCAUUCUUUUUUGCCACAGCAUGUAUGGCAUGAAGCCAAAAGAGAAAUUUGUCAAGAAAGCGCUAAACAUGCUUGUUUCAAGCCCAGAAAGUGGAAAAUUAGUGAUAUUUCAUCGCGACCAGUGCUUUGAGCUUGCCGGAUUGAUUUCUGAUCAUACGGCUAUUUUUCCAACGGGAACCGUCUCUAUAGCAGACAUAAAUGACGUGUUAGAUGCAUUUUCUCCCUUCGUCGCGGGUUUCAUCAAGCAGGAUGUGGAAGUCGACAUGGCUUUACGAAUAAAGUGGAGAGAAACAUGUCGUGCUUUGGCUUACCAUGAUAAGAAGCUGCCAGGAUAUUUGUUGUUCAGCUCACCUCAGCGUAUGUUAUCUCUUACAAGACAUGCGAACGCUUUAGUCGAUCUCGUAUUACAGGUGCCAUUAGCGAAAGAAGACCGGGUUGUCAAAAGCUGGGAGGCUCGCUUGCAUCGACCUACUUCGAUCUUCAGGCCGACGACAGUGAAGCAUGUCCAACAAUGCAUUCAAUGGGCUGUGAAGCACAAAUUGAAACUUACCGUAAUUGGUGGUGGCCACAGCGCACACUGUCUAUGGACCGACACUGUCUCACUCGAUAUGGAAUCUUUCGAUCGAGUACAUGUUAUCACCUCAAAUAAUAAUGUAGAUGAUGCCAAUACACGGCUUGGUUCCAACUCUUUAAUUUUAGCUGAGGCCGGAUGCAAGACAGGAGAUAUUAUUCGAGAAGCAAUGAAGUUGGGGUUAACAGUACCUUUGGGCUCCCGACCUAGUGUGGGAGCUGGCUUAUGGUUACAAGGCGGCAUCGGGCAUCUGUCUAGGCUUCAUGGGCUGGCAUGCGACAACAUUGUAGGUGCUGUCAUAGUCAGUGUCAUUUCUGGUCAGAUCUUUCAUAUCGGGGAAGUACCAACCCAAAAUUUGCCAGCCGGUGCAACAAGACCCAAGAAUGAGAAAGAUUUAUUAUGGGCAAUUAAAGGUGCUGGCACAAACUUUGGAGUAGUUAUCAGCGUCACUUUCAAAGCUUAUGGGGCUCCAAAUUAUUCCGUUUGGAACUGGAUCUUCCCUGUUAGGGAAGAGACUGAAGCGGGGCUCAAGCUUGGUGAUGUCAACUCCAUCGCCAGAAACCUUACUCGGAGUUUUUCCAUAGAUGCAUAUAUCUACUCAGAUGAAAAUCAGCUGCAUCUUGGGGUGACCAUGUUCCAGGCUUCGGCAGACAAGAGUUUUGAAAUGCCUCCGCUGGUAAGUAGCAUUUUGGGACCAGCAAAACAAUGUAAGGAAGUGGAUGGUUUCGGCUUAUUUGAGACUGAAAUGUACAUGUCGACGAUGCACGGCGGACACAGUGGGAAAUCUUCUUCAUUUAAGCGAUGCUUGUUCUUCAAUAGUAUUGAAGAUGUGCAAAUCGUCGAUAUCUUAAGAGCAGCUAUUCAAAAUCGCACCACACCAUUCUGCUAUCUUCAUCUGCUGCAAUGUGGUGGGGCAGCUCGUGAUAACACAACAAAAGACUCUGCUUUUGGAUGCCGGGAUUUUGAAUUUGCUUGUGUCAUUACUGGCGUCUGGCCUCGCAUCCAGACUGAACCUGAAGUGGUUCGAAACACUAUUCAGUGGGUCUAUGAUGUCGUCAGAAACUUGUUGCCAUUUUGUAGUGGAAUUUACAGUGCCGACCUUGGACCAGAUCCUAGGGACAACACACUGGCAGCUAAGGCAUUCGGAGUAAACCUACCACGUCUGGCCCAAUUGAAACGCACUAUGGACCCAUUCAAUACUAUAGCUUACGCCUGCCCUUUGUUUGAGCCUCCAGUAGAACAGAAACUGAUCAUACUUGUCACAGGUGACAGUGCAGCUGGUAAAGACUUUUGCGCCGAGAUCUGGGCCUCUGUGAUCACAACAUGUACUAGUCAAAUGCGCACAGCACGUUCAGUCAGUAUCAGCGAUUCUACUAAGCGAGAAUAUGCGACGGAGACUGGUGCAGAUAUAAAUCGGCUUCUUUCGGAUCGUUCUUAUAAAGAGGAACACCGACCAGCUUUAACGAAAUUUUACAAGGAACAGGUGAUCAACCGUCCUCAAUUACCAAUGGAGCACUUUCAGAGUGUUGUACAUGAUUCUGGCAGUUGUGACGUGCUUUUCAUUACUGGCAUGAGAGACGAGGCACCGCUUACAGCUUUCUCGCACCUGGUACCAGACAGCAGAGUUCUUGAUGUUCGGGUCAACGCUAGUCAAACGGUUCUUCGAGAUCGCAGAUGGAAACGUCGUGACGAAAUCAAAGCUAAAAAUGAUCUUGAUGGUACGAAUUUGUCGAAUUUACAUUACCUGCCUAGUCUUGUCUUCAACAAUGACACAUUAGGCAGUGGGGCUGCAGAAAAUUUUGCCAAAAAGCAUCUCCUGCCAUUACUGCAUGAGGACUUCGCACGACUUGGAAAAAUGGUAAGAGCGGUACCCAAUCAUCCACGCCAAGGUGUAAAUUUCCGUCACGUACUUGACAUUUGUCAACAACCAGGUGGACUGACCUUAUGCACUGAUCUGCUGCAAAGGCACUUCAUUGGGGAAUGGGCUAAAGUCGAUACUUUAGUUUGUUGCGAAUGUGGUGGAUUUGUUUUUGCAUCGGCAUUAGGAGCGCGGACUGGUAUAACAUUGGCAUUGGUUCGAAAAUCUGGCAAACUUCCACCACCCACUAUCUCAGUCGAAAAGUCGCAAUCACAUAUUUCAUCUACGGAAUCUGGAGAGUUGCAACAAAACAUGAUUGAGAUGGAUCCAAGUCUGGUUAGCAAAAGUAAAUCUGUGUUGGUUGUAGACGAUGUACUUGCAACUGGAAGGACACUUGGUGCAGUAUUGAAGCUAUUGAUGAAAGCUGGCGUUCGGCGCAGGGAUAUCAGAGUUAUGGUCGUUGCCGAAUUCCCUAUUCAUAAUGGCAGAGAAUCAUUACGCCAGGAAGGAUUUGGAGAUGUCAGAAUUCAAAGUCUUCUGACUUUUGGUGGUGUUUGA